Molecule: messenger RNA, 4740 nt
Organism: Penicillium riverlandense
Lineage: Eukaryota; Fungi; Ascomycota; Eurotiomycetes; Eurotiales; Aspergillaceae
Product: CORVET complex membrane-binding subunit VPS8
Exons: 3
Coding region: 1-4740 (1579 amino acids)
Biological process (GO): endosomal vesicle fusion; protein targeting to vacuole
Cellular component (GO): late endosome; HOPS complex
Molecular function (GO): protein binding
Source: RefSeq, a predicted model, not a curated record
AUGGGCUCGAUGAUGGAGAGCAGUGAGGGCUGGACACGAGAGGAUGAGCUUGAUCUGGGCGCAGAGAACCAAACAGAGAACCUUCCGCAACCCGAUCAUGAUGCUCUCGACCAUCCCAAGCCCUCCGCCGAGGCUGCCGACGCCGAACGGGACACGCUAGACGACGACGCGCUCGACCAAGCUUCGGAGAAGACGGUGGAACCAGAUGCUCAUCAGAGAGGACCGCGGAAAACACAGUAUGGUGAACUGAACGCGGCGGUGGGCAGUGUGGAUGAGACGGCUUCCACCCCCGACGACACCCCGUCCUUACAUGACUCUCUUCCAUCCUCCCAAAGCAGCAGUGCUCUGGCACUCCGAGGCUCUCCACGAGUCAGCCCAAGCCCGGCCCAUCGUCCCUUCGACCUUCGCUUUCAGUCCCGCUUAUCCUCAUUGCCAUUGAGUGCGCCGGGAUCACCGUUCCUCGCCCACCUCCACUCCCGACACUCCUCCAUCGCAAGCCAGAUCUCUCAGACCCCCGAAACCGACAACGAACCAGUCCAGGGGCCUUGGGAUGUCGUGCGAUGGACAAAGCUACGGAAAAUCACCGGACAGGCAUUCUCGGAAAUCGGAAAGCGCAAUUUUGGACGACCCACCUGCUUAGCGAUCUCUACAACCAUAGUGAUAGGAACGUCUAAAGGCAUUAUCCUUGUCUUUGACUAUCAGCAGAGUUUGAAGGCGAUCAUUGGGAACGGCACAAAAGCUGUUGAAUGCGGCGCAAUUACUUCCUUGGCUCUUUCUGCGGACCAUUCGACUGUCGCCGGAGGACAUGACACGGGAGAUAUCUUUACGUGGGAGAUCUCGCGGCCCGCGCGUCCCUUCCUUCACAUCCCUCCAAUCCCGGCGGACCAGGUCGAGAACCGCACUUCCGACGGCCAUCUGUCGAACGUAUCGGUCAUUCAUGUUGGGUUUCUCGGAACGAGGCGCACUGCAAUUGUGUCGGCCGACAAACGGGGAAUGGCAUUUUCACACCUGGCUACGCGGGGCAUGGGAGCAGUAGCACGGACGGUGAAGACGACUCGGAUUCUGGGCCGAUAUCCCUCGAUUGGCCCUGAGGAAAGCCGCCGGCGGAAACCCAGCUCGGUUCUUGCUUUUUCGCCUCUCCCUCUCGGCAAUGUGGAACAGCACACCGAUUCAUUGGGUCUUGUUGCUCUGCUGACGCCGUAUCUCCUGGUCAUCGUGUCCACCACCCCGGUCGCUCAAACGCAGCACAAAGCGUCGCGCCCAAAGGAGGUUGCCGCCCAUAGUGCCAUGACCGGGGCCCUGGCAUGGUUCCCGGCAAUACGACUGAAGGGCAAAGAUAGCCAAACAUCAAAUACGAAGCUUGUCUACUGCUGGUCAAACGUGUUGACCGUUUUGGAAGUGACUGAAGCCGAAACGGAUGAACCCGUGGACAAAGAUCGCCCUCCGAGCCUGGCCUUCAGAGCGCGGAGCAGAUGGAAGGCGGAUGAAGCCAUCGUGGCCGUCCAAUGGUUAAGCCGUUCCGUCCUCGCGAUCUUCACUAUCACGCAGCGACUCUUGAUUCUUGAGGAUUAUUCUAUGCAUGUCACAGACUCGAUUGACCUAGCCUACCGACAUGUGUAUCACACCGACUUCUUUUCAUCGCAGCUGCACAACCUGGUCGAGCAGCUCGAUGAGGAAGACACAUCGAUGCAUGGCGUGGUUGCGGACGCAUUUUAUAUGAGCUUUCGUGCCUAUAAAGGGCGCCUGUUCCUGCUCGGUUACAACGAAGCACUUGUCGGCAGUCUGUCAAACUGGGCUGACCGGCUGCUUGCGCUCAUGGAAGCGGGCGAUUUCAUUGAAGCGAUUCGAUUGGCGACUCUCUAUUACACAGGCGAGGGCGAGAAGCUCACUGUGGGUCUCCCCGAGGAGGAUGGUUUGCGACAGCCACUUGUCCAGGAGAAGCUCCUGGAGAUGAUCUCGGCGUCCCUCAAGUACGCCUUUGGUCGAAAUACUGAAGCAGACAAUGGACGACUUGAAAAUCAGGAACUCGAGGAACUUGCGGAAGUAUCGAUCGCCGCUUGUAUCCACAUGGACGACAUUGACUUUCUUUGGGAGGAAGUUUUUAACUGGUAUGAGGAACAAGGAUCCCCGGGGAUCUUCUUGGAUGCCCUCGAGCCCCGAAUUACCGAUGGAACCAUUCGAUCGCUGCCUCCGACUGCCGUCAAGGCCCUGAUCAACCACUUCAUCACGACACAUUCAGCUGGCCGUUUAGAGGAGAUUAUAUGCCUCCUCGACACGACAACCAUGGACAUCGACCAGGUCACCACGCUCUGCAAACAGUAUAAUCUAUACGAUGCCUAUAUAUACGUCUGGAACCGCUGUCUGAUGGACUAUGUUGGGCCUCUGGAGGAGUUGAUCCAGUUUAUCCCGCCUCCAACCGAACCUCUCAUCAAUGGGGAUUAUACCGCCGAAGUGAAAAGGCACACGAACGCGAUGAAGAUGUUCCCUUACCUAUCCUUCAUCCUUACAGGUCGCGUUUAUCCAACAGGAGAUGCGAUGGAUGACGCCGAGGCAUCCCGGGCCAAAACGGCAUCGUACCAGUACCUAUUCUCAGGUCGCCUGUCUGGCGCUGGUCAUGCCCCCGAGGGCGCAGAGUCGUUUUCUCAACUUCGGACGAUGCUCAAGUACGAUCCGUCCAGUUUCAUGAGUAUGCUCAACGAAGCCUUUGAGGACAGCUUCCUGAACGAGUCCGACUCCGAGGACGUUCCUUCUUCAGGUGUGUCGAUCAACCGACAAUACCUCAUCAGCAUUUUGCUUCAAGUUAUGAAUACGGAGUUCUUCACUUCUUCUGAUACCAUCUACUUGGACAUGUUUGUUGCGCGCAAUCUUCCCAAAUACCCCCAGUAUAUUCUUCUUUCGGGCACAACCCUUCAUCAAGUGCUUGAGCGACUAUGCCACUAUCCAGAUCCGGACAUGGUCGAUGACUGUGAAUUGAGCGCAGAAUACUUGUUGUCAUUCUACCACCCGCCAGACAUUCAGAGCAUGAUCCCGCUUUUUAAAGAGGCACGUUUCUUCCGAAUCUUGAAGUCGACCUACCGUUCCGAAAAGCAGUACCCUCAGUGGAUCUUGACAUACCUUGAAGACCCGCAUGACCGGGAGGCUAUCUUUACAAGUUUACAAGAUUGUCUUCGCGCGGGUUCGGGACUGGGUAAAAAACAGAGACGGGAUGUGGUGGACACGGUGAAGAGCCAUGCCAAGGAAGUGGCUGCCAUCGACGUCAAGCGAACCGCUCAGACCAUGCAAGAUCUGGCUCCCGACACACACGAGACAUUCCUCCACGUACUGGAAGAAGACACCUACCAGCAAUAUCAGUAUCUACUGGUCCUUGUCGAGCCGCAGGCCCAAACCAACGUGGAAGGUCGGACCUCGUCCCCAGUCGAAAACUGGAUGGUCGAACGCUAUGUGCAGCUGCUAUGCAAGUACAACCCGGCCCACGUCGCGGACUUCGUCGAUGGCCUGCGGGUCGGCGACAUCCACCUUGAAGAACUGCUACCGGCUAUCGAGGAGAGCGGGGCUAUUGACGCCGCGGUUAUCCUUCUUGCACGACAGGGUCAAGUCCGAGUGGCGUUGGACCGUCUCAUUGCCCAUUUGGGCACACUUGAAUCCGGGUUGGUGGGAAUUCUCCAGAGCCUCGGUGACAGCCCCGACUCUACCAGUACCGCCGAGGCGAUUGAUGACCUCAUUGAGUCUCUCAACAAGUAUGCUGGAGUCGGAACCUGGCUCUGCCAGGGCCAGACAAAGACCACCAAAAAUUCGCGGGCAGGUGGGACGAACGGAAAACGCGGGGUGGCAGAUCAGGGUCUGGCGUUCGACGAGAGCCUUUGGCUUGAUCUCAUCGGAGCAGUGGUUCGCAUCGCCAGCAAUGUAUUCGGACUCUUGCGGGAUCACACUGCCCACGUUACCGAGUCUCUCGGAGGGGACACCGGCCGGUUGACAACCUCCUUCCGCAUGCUGGUACAGCAGGUCUUCACAGCCCUGCUCUCCAGCACCGUCAAAGGCGGUGGUCCCUCGACGCCCGAGCGGACCGAUCUGUCCUUUCUUCGGAUCUUGCGUGCGUUUCUCACUCAGGCUGCGAGCUGGUCGCCGUCGCUACUGGAGCUGCGCGCCGUGCUGGCCUCCAUCUUCUCUGCGUACUCCUACGAGUCGUCCCUGCUGACUCUAGCCAACGGCAUGCUGGACCGGGACCUCUUCGUGCAUGUGGACGAGGUCACCCGUCUGCGGCAGCAAGGCUGGCGACCUCGCGGCCAGGUCUGCGAAGUCUGCCAUCAGCGCAUCUGGGGGCCCAGCGUCGGGUCUGCACACUGGUCGGCGUGGGAAAAGAAACAGGCCGACGAGAGGAAACGUCGCAUCGCUAAGCGACUCGAGGACGGAUACGAUCCUGCCUUGGAGCGGGGGAAAGGAAAAGCGGCCGCCUCUGUCGUAGCUUCUGAGCAGCCGUUGCAUUCGAUCGAGGAUGCAAACUCACCGUCGGCCGUUGACGGCACGGAGCACGGCACUUUGGACAAAGAGAGCGCGGGGUCCGGGGUAGUUCUGCAGCCCGCCGUCGUAUUCUCUUGUCGGCACCUCUACCAUCGCCAUUGUGUGCUGGAGGCCGUCCGUAGUUUGUCCGCGGGGCGGGACCGGCAGCCACAUGCGUUUCGUCGUGAGCAUACCUCGUCCGACUGGUCGGGAGUCGAGUUGUUUUGCCCUGCAUGUACAUAG